This is a messenger RNA of Exophiala viscosa, 1125 nucleotides long. RefSeq names its product pfkB family kinase. The transcript is spliced from 5 exons. The record is from RefSeq and is a predicted model, not a curated record. The coding region runs from base 78 to 1034 and encodes 318 amino acids. Lineage: Eukaryota; Fungi; Ascomycota; Eurotiomycetes; Chaetothyriales; Herpotrichiellaceae. Gene Ontology annotation, molecular function: kinase activity.
UCUGUUCAUUCAUCAGAUUCUGUCCAGCGACGCAUAACAACAAUCUACGCGAAGUCUUUAGGGCUGAUGUGUCCAGUAUGAAACUUGUAGGUGUCGGCGCGUGCUAUCUGGACACCAUCUUGAGCGUACCGUAUUACCCAUCCGAGGACGAGAAACUCAGAGCCACCACCAUUGCUCACCGUCGUGGGGGCAAUGUACCAAAUGCAUUGGAGGUCCUGCAGCAGCUGCCCAAACCAGAUCAUAAAAAUGAUCACUCACUCAUCCUCUGCUCCGUCCUCCCGUCAGUCUCAUCCGUGGGUGUACAAGAGAUCAAGAAGUCGUUCGGUCCCAACGUAGAUUUGUCGCAUUGCCUACACCGAGAACAAUGCCCGGAGCCCGCAUCCAGCUACAUCAUCAAGAGUUGUUCCAUCGACAGCAGAACGAUCGUCAAUUAUAAUGACUUACCUGAGAUGACGCUUGCAGAAUUCACAACCGUCGUCGGGAACAUCGGAAAAGAAGCCAGUUGGUACCACUUUGAAGGUAGGAACCCGGAUGUCACCCUCCAGUGUAUGCAGUACCUUCGUCGGGCCUAUUCAAAUGUCACCAUAAGCGUGGAGAUCGAGAAGCCUGGACGCAUUGGUCUGGAGGAGAUGGCUGCAGAGGCUGACGUGGUCUUCUACUCCAAGAGCUGGGCCUUUGAACGUGGGUAUCAGGACGCUGCUUCUUGCCUGAAAGCACAAGCAGAUGUUGCUAUACGAGCGACUUUCCUAUUCUGCACAUGGGGUGAGGACGGAUCCGCGGCUUUUGACAUCAAAGAACAAGAGCUUCAUCUUCAGCAUGCAUUUCCAGCCGUAUCGCCAGGAGUCGUUGAUCCCAUAGGAGCGGGUGACACAUUCAUCGCGGGGAUCCUGUACGGGCUUCUUUGGCACAGCGAUGACUGGGACAUGGUGCGGAAGCUCGCGUUUGCAAAUGAGCUCGCCAGUCGUAAGGUCUGCCGCAAGGGCUUUGGAGGUUUGGGCAGUACCAUGCGUACUUUUGGGUUCAACCCACCUUGAUCGAGAUCCAGUGCAUCGGUACGAUCGCUCUAUCAUACGACGUCCUUGAACGGACACUAUGAUCAGACUCGAUGGUCUAAAGUUGUCCGGA